AUGGCCAGUGAGGACCUCAUCAGCGUCCCCGUCGGCCUCUGCGCCGCCAUCCUCGGCGAGACCGAGUGCAAGCAGCAGAGCUCGACCAACGGCCUGAUCAACGUUCCCGUUAACGGUUGCGUUGCUGCCCUCGGCAAGGCCAAGUGUGACCAGGUCUCCUCCAGCAGCGACAGUGGCUCCCUGAUCAACGUCCCCAUCAACGUCUGCCUGGCUGUCCUCGGCGAGGCCCACUGCCAGCAGAGCUCCUCCUCUUCCGGCGGCCUGAUCAACAUCCCCGUCAACCUGUGCCUUGCAGUUCUGGGUGAGGUUGACUGCCAGGACGGUGGCAGCCAGACCACCGCUGCCUCGACCACUCCCUGUGAAACUGAGACCAGCGAGGUCGUCAGCUCGACUGUCAUCCCCGGCACCACCACUGCUCCUGCCGCUGCUACCACCACCCCCUGUGACACCGAGAUCAGCGAGAUCGUCAGCUCGACCGUCAUCCCCGGCCAGACCUCCGGUCCCUCUGGUCCCGCUGCCACUGCCACUCCCACCGGCCCUGCUGGCGCCUCUAGCACUCCCUGCGACACCCUGACCAGCGAGAUCGUGAGCUCCACCGUCAUUCCCGGCGAGACCUCCGGCCCCUCUGGCCCCGGUGCCAUUGCUACUCCCACCGGUCCCGCCGGUGCCUCCAGCACCCCCUGCGACACCGAGACCUCCGCCAUCGUCAGCUCGACUGUCAUCCCCGGUAGCCCUGCCGCCACCGGUCCUGCCUCCUCCGGCUGGGCCCCCUCUGCCCCGGCCAGCUCUGGCGUCCCCUCCGGCCCUGGCGGUGUCUCUCCUGUCCACCCCACCUCUGCUAGCUCCAAGCCUGUUGUGACCGUCACCGCGACCAGCUACACCACAAUCUGCCCCAUCUCCUCCGGCGCGGUCCCCUCCGUCUCCAAGACUUCCUCCCUCCGCCGCGUGACUCCCACUGCCCCUGCCCCCAUCGUCUCCGCCUCCAGCGGUGUCCCCAGCGGCUCUGCCUCUGGCUCCCCCUCCCCCAGCGCCGUUCCCUUCAACGCCGCUGGCCGCGCUACCUUCUCCGGUAUCGCUGUUGCCUUCGGUGCUCUCUGCGCCGUCGCCAUGCAGUUCUAA
Molecule: messenger RNA, 1119 nt
Organism: Penicillium argentinense
Lineage: Eukaryota; Fungi; Ascomycota; Eurotiomycetes; Eurotiales; Aspergillaceae
Exons: 1
Coding region: 1-1119 (372 amino acids)
Source: RefSeq, a predicted model, not a curated record